ACCGCCAUGCCCGCAGGACAGCGCCCGGUCUUUGUGGUCGGAAUGAAUGGAUGAAGGGCCCUAGGUGUGUGUGGCGUCAUCGCGGGCUCACCACCCGGCGAUGCACCCCCUUUCACUCAGCGGCAACAGCGCCUCUGCCGCGCGCAGGCCGGAGGAGGAAGUGGGGUUUUGGCUUCUUCGGACAAGAGAUUGGCCAUUGCUGCGGGGAAAAACGGGUCUAUACCUCGGGCCCGGGCAGCGCAGGCGUGGCGCGGCGAGCAGCACGCAGCCCGCAAUCCGGGAACUCGGCGGGCGCCUCGCCCCUUCCCCCACCCGCCACCGCCGCCCGCGCUUCGCAACAAAGCCCGGCUGCAGGAGCGCGGGGCCCCACAUCCCCAACGGGUGGCAAAGACAUCUCUCCCCUACCGGCGUCCGCUUCCUGGUGUCCGAGAACACAGCCCUCUUAGAACCGCCCGUAGCCACGGCCUUCCUCAGAGACACCCGAGGAAGUAGGCUGAAGCCUCUGGCCAAUGGCCAGCAAGGAACUCAGGUCUGCUCACUACUAUGUAAGUGAACCUAGAAGCUGAUUCUCCAGCCCCAUUUGAACCAUGAGAGGUAUAUCAAAUGAUGUCUUACAAUCAAGAGCACCUUAGAAAUUCGAUGAAACAUCAUGAACCUACAUCAUAAACUAACUAUAAAGAAUAGAUAAAUAAGCAUAUAAAAUUCAGGACCUAAAAUAUACCGAUUUAAAACUUUUUUUCCCCUAAAAAAAAAAAAAAGAACCAAAAAACAAACAUGUGAAAACUACCUUGUGUUCACUGUAUGCAUGCACUGUUGAAAAGAUUAGGCCCCACCUAGAGCAAGAAUGGCAAGGGGUAUAUCGAUAAGGAAUCCAGGGUGAGCUGCAGUGAUCAGUAUGUCUCAAAGCACAAAAAGUGAUGUGCCACCUUUUAAGGACAAAACGUACCAACCCAGGACAUCCCAGUAAGGAUGCCUAUUCUGCCCACUGGACUAGUUUUGUUCACAAAAUAACAAGUCAUAGAAUCUUAUCUUCUAAGAUUUAGUUUUAAAUGUGUUACCAACAGUAACCCAUGGCUCGAAAGCCAGGGAGGCUUUGGCCUAACAUUAAGUUCAAACUUAGUGCUGUAAGUUUGGAGAGAGGCUGCUGAGUGGAACUGUGUAUGCCCACUAGCUGAGCACACAAUACAGAACUGGAGACCAUGAGGAGAGGGCCUGAGGGAUGCUAGAUACAGCAAAUACAACAUAGUAGGAUGAAAGUUCAAUUUAUUAAGAGUGGAAUUAAUGCUAUUAAUAACAGCUUGAGAUUUAAAGGACUGAUGACUUGUUCAGUAUGGCAGAUGUCACAGAUGAAGUACAUAAUCUGGAGUCCAGCAGAAAUGAUUGUCUAGAUUUUGAGGAUGAAGAAUGUAACAUAUCUGAUAACUUUAAAAUUACUCUCUUCCUUGUUAUAUAGUUCUGGUAUUCAUUGAAAUGCCAGUUUCUAUCAGAAUUCAUUUUUGUGGCUUGCUGUGCAUAUUUAUCAGUGAAGAUUUGCUUUUUUUUUUUUACAAGCAAACAUGACAUUGGAAAUCAUUCAUGUGUUAUUUUUUUGUAUCUGUUGUACCAGUUUCUACCGAGCCAUUUGUUUACCUACAAGUUUAUUCAAGUUCAUUGGAUUUCACAACUUGCUUUGUUCCACUUUACAAUUAUAUUUGCUUUCUCUGCCUUUAUCCUAUAGAAACUCGUUUAAAUUUAGUUUACAGUUUGGCAUGCUUCUUACUUAUGUAGUCACCAAAACACCAUAUCCACAUUUGCUUUAAUGGUUGCCAUAUUAAGGUGUGGGGUUUUAUUUUCCCAUGCAUUUGUAUAUUGGAGCACUUUGUUGCCUGCUUAUACCAGCUUUCAUGGAUACUAAUACAUUUCUAUAAGAUAAUGAGAUUUUACCUUCUUUUAGUCUUAAAUAGUUUCACAUAUCCAGAAUUUGUAAUUUCCUACUGGAUACUAGUACAGAAUGUACUGUAUUUUUAUGAACAAAAUAAUAUGCUUCCCUUUGCAAACUACUUUUAAAA
Messenger RNA from Zalophus californianus (California sea lion), 2048 nucleotides. RefSeq lists its product as uncharacterized. Lineage: Eukaryota; Metazoa; Chordata; Mammalia; Carnivora; Otariidae. The transcript has 3 exons. The record is from RefSeq and is a predicted model, not a curated record. Bases 101 to 553 code for a protein of 150 amino acids.